Messenger RNA from Xenopus tropicalis (tropical clawed frog), 1611 nucleotides. RefSeq names its product trafficking protein particle complex subunit 6B (gene trappc6b). The transcript is spliced from 6 exons. Gene Ontology annotation, biological process: Golgi vesicle transport. NCBI's taxonomy places the organism in Eukaryota, Metazoa, Chordata, Amphibia, Anura, Pipidae. The record is from RefSeq and is a predicted model, not a curated record. Gene Ontology annotation, cellular component: endoplasmic reticulum; Golgi apparatus. Bases 139 to 633 code for a protein of 164 amino acids.
GAUAAUGUUAACUAAUUACAGGGAAGAGUCGUGCAAUGGGCUUUGCUGUCAGAGAUUUGCCCUGGAACCAAUAGUAAUUUGCUGUUUUUUUUUCCACCCCGAAUCUUCGCCCAAUCAGAGAUAGAGAUUGCUGUAGGCAUGAACAAGCAGGAUAUGGCUGAUGAAGCCCUCUUUUUGCUUCUGCACAAUGAGGUUAUAUCCUGUGUGUAUAAAGCCGGCGGUGACCAGGGGGAUGCGGAAAAUGGAAAGUGUAUUACUAAACUGGAGAACAUGGGAUUUCGUGUUGGACAAGGUUUAAUAGAGCGAUUUACCAAGGACACAGCCAGGUUCAAAGAUGAACUAGAUAUAAUGAAAUUUGUCUGCAAAGAUUUUUGGACAACGGUGUUUAAGAAGCAAAUUGAUAAUCUCCGGACCAAUCAUCAGGGCAUUUAUGUGCUUCAGGAUAAUAAAUUCCGACUUAUUACCCAGAUGUCUGCAGGAAAACAGUAUCUGGAACAUGCACCAAAGUACCUGGCAUUUUCUUGUGGUUUAAUCAGAGGAGGUUUGUCUAACUUGGGAAUAAAGAGUAUUGUCACAGCAGAAGUCUCAGUCAUGCCUGCAUGCAAAUUCCAGGUGAUGAUUCAAAAGCUGUAGCAAAGGAGUGAAGUCUGAGGGGGCAGUGUUAAAAAACGAAAUGUAUUGUACAAAUCACUGUGUGUCAUACAUUAAGGAGCCAGUCUGAUAUUUAUGUAUUUAUUUUUAUUUGGAUGUUCACCACCUAACUGACAUUCCCAUUUAUUUAUGUAAAGGUUUCUUGUAUACUUUGGUUAUGACUUUAUCAUCAGAACAGGUUUUUCUCUGAAUUGCCCAGUUAGGCACCACUAAAGCACACUAAAGUAUCUUACAGGAAAAUGGAUAUACUAAAACUGACAUUAUGCCAGCCUCACAUGAGCAGAUUAUGGCUAUAUGACCUGCAGCCAGAACAGCUAGAUCUCUGAGCAGUUUGGCCAUACAGCAGUAGGGCCCAGCUAGCCUCAGAUCCGUGUCAUAGGCAGACUAACUGCCAAUAUUGGAUUGUGUAUGACCAGCUUGGUUUUCUUGGAAGUGUACAUAACUGGUUAACAGGGGAGUUAUGCCUCUAGACAUGUUAGGAACAGAUCUCUUUUAAACAUUGUAAAAUACCUUAGAAUAUAUGUUUAUUAAGUAAAAUGUAAGCAGCUAUUGGCUGAAGACAGAUAUAAAUUUACUAAUACAAUUAAAAUUAUUUCCACUAAAAAAAGUAAACUGAAUUUCAAACCUAUUCUAAUAAAUACCACCAUUCUAAAAUAAGAAACUGGGACAAAUUAAGUAACAACCAACUAUUCCCAGUUAUGCCCAGACAUGCCCCAACCCAUGAAAACCCUUGCCAACAUUCUGGUAAAUAAAUAUCUUUAGGACUUUCCUAUCUAUAUAGGGACAAUUGCAGUUAAUGUUUUUAUUAUUGGUAUUGGUCUGUAAUUUAAAAAGGGGAGUUGAAUGAAUUUGUAUAAGAAAGCAGCAUAUAUAUAUAGUUUGGCAGAAAGUAUUCCUACAGUAGGUUGAGUAAAAUACGGGAUUGGGGGACAUUUAAAAGAGAACUAAACCCUAAAAAAU